Camelina sativa (false flax) is the source of this 1116-nucleotide messenger RNA. Its product is annotated as adenine DNA glycosylase-like. Gene Ontology annotation, cellular component: nucleus. Gene Ontology annotation, biological process: mismatch repair; base-excision repair. Gene Ontology annotation, molecular function: purine-specific mismatch base pair DNA N-glycosylase activity; 8-oxo-7,8-dihydroguanine DNA N-glycosylase activity; oxidized purine DNA binding. The record is from RefSeq and is a predicted model, not a curated record. NCBI's taxonomy places the organism in Eukaryota, Viridiplantae, Streptophyta, Magnoliopsida, Brassicales, Brassicaceae.
AGCCUCUAGCUUCAAAUGCCACACCAUUGGGAUUUGUUUUUCUUCAGGGGGAAUGAGAAAAAAUGUGAUUUUGCUGCUAAGAAAAUUGAGUUCUUCCCGCUGCAGGAGGUAAACGAAAUGUGGGCAGGUUUGGGGUACUAUCGGCGGGGGCGUUUUCUUUUAGAGGGAGCGAAGAUGGUUGUUGCAGGGAAGGAUGGUUUUCCUAAUCAAGUGUCUAGCUUGAUGAAAGUUAAAGGAAUAGGAGAGUACACAGCCGGAGCAAUUGCCUCUAUUGCUUUCAAUGAGGCGGUACCUGUUGUUGAUGGAAACGUGAUAAGAGUACUUGCCAGACUAAAGGCCAUCUCAGCUAAUCCAAAAGACCGGCUUACAGCUAGGAAUUUCUGGAAACUAGCUGCCCAGCUAGUGGAUCCUUCACGUCCUGGAGAUUUCAACCAAUCUCUGAUGGAGCUUGGUGCUACUCUAUGUACUGUUUCAAAGCCAAGUUGCUCUUCUUGUCCUGUUUCCAGCCAAUGCCGUGCAUAUUCACUUUCCCUGGAGAACAGAACGAUUUCCGUGACAAAUUAUCCUACAAAAGUGGUCAAGGCCAAGCCAAGGUGCGACUUUUGUUCCGUAUGUGUUUUGGAAAUACUGAACCUGGAGAGGAACCAAUCAGGAGGUAGAUUUGUUCUUGUAAAGAGACCUGAAGAGGGUCUGCUUGCUGGUCUUUGGGAGUUCCCAUCUGUUAUAUUGGAUAAGGAAGCUGGUUUGGCAACAAGGAGGAACGCGAUCAACCUCUACCUUAAGGACGCAUUUCAAGUAGAACCCAAGAAAACAUGCACUAUAGUUUCGAGAAAAGAACUUGGAGAAUUCGUCCACAUUUUCACACGCAUACGUCGAAAAGUGUAUGUGGAGCUAUUAGUUGUACAACUGACAGGUGGAACAGAUAUUCUGUUCAAAGAUCAGGCAAAUGACACUCUGACAUGGAAGUGUGUGGGCAGUGAUGCUCUUUCUACCAUGGGACUGACAUCGGCUGUUAGAAAGGUGUAUUCAAUGGUUGAAGCUCACAAGCAAGGUUCAUCGGUUGCUCCUGACUCAUCAAAUAGAGCAGCCAUAUCGAGGAAACGAAGAAUCUCAUGA